AUGGCAGUUGUGCGUGCCAUCCGCAAUCUGGGCUUGGUGGUGGCUGAAAGGAAAACAGAAGCCAUCUUCUUUCACAAUAAAGGAAGGAAGCCACCCCAAGCCCAGGUGCGGGUGGGUGCAGUCAGGGUCCUGUUGGAGGCCCAGAUGAAUUAUCUGGACCUCAGAUUGGACGGCACCUGGUGCUUCAGGGAACACAUUAUGCUCAACGUCGGGGGACCAGAUGGGAAGGAUCGUCGCCUCCACGCAGGAGUGUUGAACUCCGUGGCGCUCUAUGGAGCGCCAGUUUGGGCGGAGGCCCUGGCCGCCAGUCGUCCGCUGCAAGCGCAGAUGCGCAGAGUGCAGAGGGUGCUGGCGGCCAGGGUAGCGCGGUGCUACAGCACUGUAUCCUGCGUGGCGGCGACGGUCCUGGCGAGCAUGUCCCCCCUGGAGCUCAUGGCCCUGUCAUACAAAUACAUGUAUAACAAGAAGCGUGGGCUCAUUUGUACGGGGGGGGGCGGAGAACCGCUCGCCAGGGCUAUAUGUGGAAUGAAGCACCAGGCUCGGCAGGUCCUCCUCCAGAGGUGGCAAAGACUCCUGGCCAACGCCAGGACUGCCCCGCCUGGAGUGCUGAGCCAUGGUGAGAUCGCAUCACCCUAA
Molecule: messenger RNA, 636 nt
Organism: Harpegnathos saltator (Jerdon's jumping ant)
Lineage: Eukaryota; Metazoa; Arthropoda; Insecta; Hymenoptera; Formicidae
Exons: 3
Coding region: 1-636 (211 amino acids)
Source: RefSeq, a predicted model, not a curated record